AUGCGUCUCUCUAUUCCUAUCUUCCUUCUUCUGUGGGUUAAAGCCCUGACAUUGAAAAACCUCAGUUAUUCUGUCCCAGAGGAGCAAGGACCCGGCACUGUCAUUGGUAACAUCGCAAAAGACGGCGGAUAUGGGACCCUGGAGAGAGGAAAAAAAUCCAACUUUAGAGUGCUGGAGAAUUCUGCACCGCACCUGGUUGACGUGGACCCGGAGAGUGGACUUAUUUUCACCAAACAAAGGAUUGACAGAGAGACGUUAUGCAGGCGCAACCCAAAGUGCCAGCUCUCCAUGGAGGUGUUCGCCAACGACAAGGAAAUAUGCAUGAUUAAGAUCGACAUACAGGACAUCAAUGACAACUCGCCUAGUUUCCCAUCAGAUCACGUUAAUAUCGAUAUCUCAGAAAACGCGGCGGCAGGCACGCGCUUCCCUCUGACUAUCGCACAUGACUCGGAUACAGGGGAGAACGGGAUCAAGACUUAUCAGGUCACCAGAGAUGAUUAUAAUACAUUCUCACUGGAUUUAAAAGUAAGAGGCGACGGGACUAUUUAUCCCGAGCUGGUGGUUCAGAGACCUUUGGAUAGGGAAGACCAGAGCCAUCACACCCUCCUCCUCACCGCCAUAGAUGGGGGGGAGUAUCCCAGAUCAGGCUCCAUGCAAAUCAAUGUCAGGGUGACUGAUUCAAAUGACAAUAGCCCCAUUUUUGAAAAAUCCUCCUAUGUGCUGGAACUCCCGGAGAAUUCCCCGCCUGGAAAAGUACUUAUAGAUUUGAAUGCCACCGACCAUGACGAGGGAAGCAACGGUCAGGUGGUUUAUUCCUUCACUGGAUACGCAUCUGAGCGAAUACAAGAUUUGUUUGCCAUUGAUCCCAAUAGCGGAGUCAUCAAGGUCCAGGGGGAAAUUGACUACGAAGAGAAUCCAAUCAUAGAGUUUGAUGUGCAGGCCAAGGAUCUUGGUCCAAACCCUAUACCGGGCCACGCGAAGAUUACUGUCAAAGUGCUUGACAAAAAUGACAACUCGCCAAUAAUCAGUUUUGUUUCUGUGAGGCAGGGUGCCAUCAGUGAGGCGGCACCCUCAGAAUCUGUCAUAGCGCUUGUCAGAGUGACAGAUAAAGAUUCAGGCCGAAACGGUCAGCUCCAGUGCCGCGUGCUAGGAAAUGUUCCUUUCCGACUUCAAGAAAACAAUGACAAUUUUUACACGCUGCUGACCGACAGACCUUUGGAUCGGGAAGCCAAGGACGAAUACAAUGUCACAAUCGUGGCAAGAGACAAUGGGAUCCCAUCUUUGAAUUAUACCAAGUCGUUCACUGUGAAAAUUCUGGACGAGAACGACAAUGCGCCUCGCUUUACAAAAGUCAUUUAUGUCCUACAGGUGCCCGAGAACAACAUCCCUGGCGAGUAUCUGGGCUCAGUACUUGCCCACGACCCAGACGUAGGCCGCAACGGCACCGUAACCUACUCCAUUUUGCCGUCACAUAUUGGCGAAGUGUCCGUUUAUACGUAUGUGUCUGUCAACCCCACCAAUGGAGCCAUAUAUGCAUCACGCUCUUUCAACUAUGAGCAAAUGAAAUCCUUUGAGUUCAAAGUUCAAGCUAAAGAUGGUGGCUCCCCUCAUAUGGAGAGUACCUCCACAGUGAGGGUCAACAUCCUUGAUGUCAAUGACAAUCUCCCAGUGAUCAUUUUACCACUACUUCAAAAUGACACAGCAGAAAUCCCUGUUCCUCGGAACGUAGGUAUUGGGUACAUUGUGGCGACGGUGAAAGCCGUGGAUCACGAUCACGGAGAGAGUGGACACUUGACGUACGAGAUCACAGAUGGGAACGAUGACCACCUGUUUGACAUGGAUCCGAUAGGUGGCAAAAUCCGAACUGCUCACGCCAUGUGGGAAGAGGUCUCGUCCAUUGUGGAGCUGGUGGUUAAGGUUACCGACCAUGGCAAGCCACCCUUAUUCGCCGUGGCUAAGCUGGUAAUCAAGGCCAACACGGAAGCGGCAGCAGGUGGCGGGGGCUCUGGCAUGAGCGGCGAGCAGCAGCACUGGGAUGUAUCCCUGCCCCUAAUCGUUACCCUCUGCAUUAUCUCCGUCAUGCUCCUAGCCGUCAUGACCGCCAUCGCUGUCAAGUCCAAGCAUCAAGAUAAAGAGAGCGGGAAUUAUAACUGCCGCAUGCCUGAAUACUCCAAUCCUCCAGUGGGGAAGGGCAAGAAGAAGCGAAUCAACAAAAGUGACAUCAUGCUGGUGCAGAGCGAGAUGGAGGAGAGAGAUUCGGCAAGCCGGAUGAAUGUGGUCAGCAGCCCCUCGCUCAUUACUUCACCGAUUUGCUUCGACUACCAGAGCCCCCUUCCUCUCACUCUGCCAAGGUCCGAGGUCAUGUACCUGAAGACCACACCAAACAGCCUGACAGUACCCAGGGCAGGUUGCCACUCCAGCUUCGCAGGGCUCAGCACAGACACCCCAGCAAACAGGAUGUCAGUGAUACAGACAGAAAACUUCCCCUCUGAGCCCAAUUAUGCUGGCAGCAGGCAGCCGUUUGUUCAAAGCUCUACAUUUAAGGAUGCAGAACGAGCGAGCCUCCGAGACAGUGGCCAUGGUGAUAGUGACCAGGCUGAUAGUGACCAGGAUACUAAUCGAGGCUCCCAGUGUGACACAUCUGCCAGGGAGGCCCUCAAGAUGAAAGCCACAUCAGUUAACGGCCAGCCUUUCGAGCAGGAACAAGACAAAUCAGUCCACUGCACCGAUGAGUGUCGUGCGCUGGGACACUCUGACAGAUGCUGGAUGCCAAAGUUACGGAUCGGAAGCCAAGCAGACAGCGCCGAUAAUCGCACCAACCUUUUCAUCCCUGUGGGAAUGGAUGCCAUGGUAGAGACAGAGAUUUAUGGCACCAUCAGCCGUGGCGCUCGCAAAACCCUCAGCACCUUCGGGAAGGAGCAACGGGACAGCACCAUCCUCGUGGCCAACGUCAAACCCUACUUGAAAUCGCAGCGUGCGCCGUGCCCGCCCCUGCAGGAGAGUCCGCCUGCCCCCGGGAGCCCCACUAAGAGUGGGCAGGCCCCAGACCCGGCCGAGCGAGAGGUGAAAGAGGAGCGGGAGGGGGGCUCAGACAGCAGUGCCUAUGGCCCGCCGGACGGCCAGUGCUCCCCGCUGCAUACGGCGCUGGAAGAGCCCUCCUACCUGACCCGCGAGCUCCGCCCCAAGGCGCUGGCCAGCAGCCUCAUCCACAGCACCGUCAUCAGCCAGGAGUGUGGUGGCGUGGCCGAGUACGAGUCGCGGGACUCGGGGAAGUGA
Molecule: messenger RNA, 3276 nt
Organism: Nerophis lumbriciformis (worm pipefish)
Lineage: Eukaryota; Metazoa; Chordata; Actinopteri; Syngnathiformes; Syngnathidae
Source: RefSeq, a predicted model, not a curated record